CUUCUGUCUACUUUCCUCUUUCUCCAGAGUCCAGACCCUGUUUUCUAACUACUCUGUUUUUCCAUUCCAUUUCCCCCCUGAUUUCCUGAAUCAUGGAUCCGGGUGAGAGCCAGAGAUCGGCAACUGAGUUGUUUGAAGCGCAGGCUCACAUCUACAACCACAUCUUCAACUUCAUCAACUCGAUGGCGCUGAAGUGCGCCGACGAGCUUGGAAUCGCAGAUGCAAUCUUCCGCCACGGCAAACCCAUCACCCUCCCCCAACUCGUUCCCGCGCUCAACAUCCAGCCAGCCAAAACUGCCCACCUGUACCGGCUAAUGCGCGUUCUCGUCCACUCUGGCUUCUUCGAAGCAGUGGUAGAAGACCAAGAAGAAGCUUACGCGUUAACACCGUCUUCGAAAUUGCUGGUGAAAGCCGACGCAAAUUGCUUGUCUGCCUUCGUGAAGGCUCUGCUCCAGCCCGAUUUCGUAACUCCGUGCCACGUGCUGGGAGAUUGGAUUAAGGAUGGUGGUGGAGACGAGAGGAAGAAGGAGCCUGCUUCUUCUCCAUCUUCCACGCCGUUUGAGAAAGCACACGGGAUGGCGUUUUGGCAGUACAACGAUCGAAACCCUGAGUUUAAUGCGAUAUUCAAUGAAGCCAUGGCCUGCGAUUCCCAGAUGGUGAAUUUGGUUAUUGGCAAUUGUGGGAAGGUUUUCGAUGGAAUUGAUUCUCUGGUGGAUGUUGGUGGCGGGACGGGGACGUUUGCUAGGAUUAUAGCCGAGGCGUUUCCUGGGAUCAAAUGUAAGGUUCUGGAGCUUCCCCAAGUUGUUGGUCACUUGGCUGGUACUUCUGGGAGCGUGGAGUUUGUUCCAGGGGAUAUGUUUCAGCAUGUCCCUUCCGCAGAUGCCGUCUUGCUCAAGUUGAUUAUGCACGGAUGGAAGAAUGAAGAGUGUGUGAAGAUCCUGAAGAAAUGCAGAGAAGCGAUUUCGUGCAAAGGGGAAGGAGGGAAGGUGAUGAUCAUCGACAUAGUGAUAAACCAGAAGAAGGAUGAACAUGAAUUGACUGAAACAAAAUUGUUGUUUGAUAUGCUGAUGAUGCUGGUGGUUAAUGGGAUGGAGAGGAGUGAGAAGGAAUGGGAGAGACUGUUCUUGGAAGCUGGUUUCAAGCACUACAAGAUCACUCCUUUGUUUGGGUUGAGGUCUCUGAUUGAGGUUUUUCCUUAGUAGAGAAGGACAUGACGUGAAUGAAACCCUAUUGCUAUUGUUAUUCUUAUGAGUCAUGUAAUCGGUAAAUGAUGAAAUAAAGUCUGCUUCAUGCAUUCCUAGACAGUAGUACUAGGAUCUGAGCCUGUGGGGUUGGCAGCUUAUAGAACAAAUAGCCAUUGGUGAUCAUAGCUUGACUAACAAUACUAGUUUGAAAUCCCAUUGCCGCUUAAUAUGAAGAAUCUACUUUGUGAGAGUACAAACUAGAA
Messenger RNA from Linum tenue, 1447 nucleotides. NCBI's taxonomy places the organism in Eukaryota, Viridiplantae, Streptophyta, Magnoliopsida, Malpighiales, Linaceae. The record is from the annotation of a GenBank genome assembly.